AUGACAUCCGCUCCGUACGGCUGUGAUCAGGAGAGGUUCUGUGCCCGGAUCCUCUCCUAUCUGACAUCCGCUCCGUACUGCUGUGAUCAGGAGAGGUUCUGUGCCCGGAUCCUCUCCCAUCUGACAUCCGCUCCGUACUGCCGUUCAUUCACCUGCAUUAGACGUGAGGGCGCCAAGGGAAAUACGGCCGCAGAGGAGGGGGACAGAGGUGAGCACCCACUGCUGCAUGACCAAGGAUCAGGUUGUUCAGUAGGAUUUAACAUGGACUUUGACUUAUCCAUUGUGAGUUUCACCUUUGUGCUGACUCCUGUGCGGCUUCACUUUGCUCAGCUUUCUUUGCUGGUUCACUGUGCAAAUCCACUACACAACUUCCAGGGAUCAUCGUUUCUGUGGUCAGUGGGGUUUGUAGAACUGCAGGAGAUCUGGGCGUCUGGUCCACUUCUUCUGUGUGCUGGCAUCACAGAUCCUUUAAUUUCUUUGAGUCCACCAUGUCUUACGGAAGAGGACCGUUUUAGUUUUGAAGCAAUCCGAACAAUUCACAAACAAAUGGAUGAUGACAAUGAUGGUGGCAUUGAAGUGGAGGAAAGUGUUGAUUUCCUGCGGGAAGACAUGAACUACAAAGAUGCUUCUCACAAGCACAAUCAUUUGCACAGAGAAGACAAACAUAUUACAGUGGCGGAUCUGUGGAAGAGGUGGAAAACAUCUGAAGUACAUAACUGGACAGAAGAGGAGACAUUGCGGUGGUUGCAUGAAUUUGUAGAGCUCCCGCAGUAUGAGAAGACGUUCCAUGAAAACUCUGUCAAAGGAACAACUCUGCCAAGAAUAGCAGUUAAUGAGCCUUUGUUCAUGAUAUCGCAUCUGAAAGUAAUUGAUCGAAGCCACAGACAAAAACUCCAUCUUAAAGCAUUGGAUGUCGUGUUGUUUGGACCUUUGACAAGACCUCCUCAUAAUUGGGUGAAAGAUUUUGUGCUGACUAUAUCUAUCGUUAUCGGUGUUGGAGGAUGCUGGUUCGCCUACACUCAGAAUAAGACCUCUAAGGAGCAUAUAGCACAGAUGAUGAAAGAUUUAGAGGGGCUGCAGAAAGCGGAAAUGAGUCUUCUUGAGCUACAGGAAAGGCUUGACAAAGCUCAGGAGGAAAACAGAACUGUGGCUGUAGAAAAACAAAACCUUGAACGCAAAUUAAUGGAUGAAAUAAGCGAUGCAAAACGUGAAGCUCAAAGAUUGAGAGAAUUGCGUGAGGGUGCAGAAUGUGAACUGAGUAGACUGAAGUACGCAGAAGAGGAGCUAGUCCAGGUUCGGAUGGCUCUGAAAAAAGCAGAGAAAGAAUUUGAGCUGAGAAGCAAUUGGUCUAUUCCUGAUGCUCUGCAGAAGUGGCUGCAGUUGACACAUGAGGUGGAAGUCCAGUACUAUAACAUCAAGAAACAAAAUGCUGAAAUGCAUCUCGCCAUUGCUAAAGAGGAGGCAGAAAAAAUAAAGAAGAAGAGGAGCACAGUUUUUGGAACAUUGCAUGUUGCACACAGCUCAUCUCUGGAUGAGGUGGACCAUAAAAUUCUUGAAGCAAAGAAAGCACUGUCUGAGUUAACGACAUGCUUACGAGAGCGCCUUUACCGAUGGCAGCAGAUUGAGAAGGUUUGUGGCUUUCAAAUUGUCCACAAUUCUGGUGUGGCAAACCUAACCUCCACUCUGUACUCAGACCACAGCUGGGUGGUUAUGCCCAGAGUCUCAAUCCCUCCUUACCCGAUUGCCGGAGGAGUGGACGACUUGGAUGAAGAUACACCUCCAAUCAUUUCCCAGUUUCAUGGUUCUAUUAUAAAGACCCAUGGAACAUUGGCACGCAGCAGCAGCAUGUGUCGUCCUCGGCGUAGUGUUAUUCCACCUUCCCCCCAGUCUCAGCAUGUUCUGCAGUCACCUGAUCCAGAUAUUCUGUCUAUAUCAAGCUGUCCUGCUCUGUACCGCACCGAGGAGGAAGAGGAUGCCAUUUAUUUCAUUGCAGAAAAACAGUGGGAAGAUACAGGCUCAGAAUGUGAUUCUCUGAAUUCUUCUAUUGGAAGAAAGCCGUCUCCUCCUUCAAUCCUGGAGGUGCAGCAGGUCAGCGCACCUCCGCGAAAGAUCUCCAGAGAGGACUCGUCCUGCGAGGAGUCUUUGUCUGCAGACUCUGCUUUGGCAACAGAUAUUUCUAAGACCUCCACCCCUGACACCAUGGGUUUAACAGAAAGCCAGAGCAUGGUGUUUAGCCCAGCCAGUAAGGUAUACAACGGUAUUCUGGAGAAAUCUUGCAGCUUACAUCAGAUUUCCAGUAUUUUACCAGCCUCCAAGCCUCCCCAUCCUUCCUUCACCUCCUCUCUGAAUGAAAGCAAGCCAGUUCAAGAGGUCCAUGGGAUUCAAGUCCUCAAGACUACAACGCCUGAACUCUCGCAUAACGGAGAGAAGAAAAAGCAGUCUAAAAUUAAGGUCCUCUUGAAGAAAAUCUCAAAGUAAGUCACUUGAAGGGAAGGAAAAAGACAAUAGAGGCGCCAUUUUUACCAGUGUCAGAAUGUAACUCCAUGUGGAGUUUUCAAGACUGGACGUGCCGACAGGAUGCUCCGAAGUUUGUCUACUAUUUUACUGACUGUGAAGGUCAAGCCAGCGAUCACUGAAUUUUAUUGGAAAGGGGGAUCUGUUUACAGUCACUUUUUGUCUAUUUCUGCUUUUCAAGUUUUUAGUUACUCUAUCAUUUUUUUUUUUUCAGAAGCCACUUUGGACUUCCAAGCUUUAAAUGAACUAAUGAAGCCAGAUUUGGGGCUUACCCCUUUCCUCUUGUUUACUGGAGCAUCUUCUUAUCUUUCCACAGAGCUAUGACAUUUUACACCAUGGACUAAAUAACUAAUUGCACUACAGUUUUUCCAGACUGGAAAAUAAAAAAACAAAACAAAAGGCUAUUUGCAAGUGAAGUAAGAUUUGUAAAAUGACAGAUAAGAAGGUCCGUUUUCAAUUUUAAAUCAACCGGGUUUUUAAAGUAGAGCCUAAGAGUUUCUAAUCGAUGUGAUUUCCCUCCAAGGAAGCCAUACAUUUUCUGUAUGGUAGGUUUGUGUAGAUUCCCUCCUUACUGUUACAGAUUUGAGUCCUGCUGUAAGAGAUAUAUAUAUAGUGUUUUAUUCCCAGGGCUUUCACUGUGAUUUCACAGAGCUGCAAGCUGUAUGAUAUAUGUAGAUAUUCUAUAAUAACAAGAGGACGUGCUCUUCAUUCUAUAUGCAAGCCAGGCCGGUGGAACGUUGAAGCACCCGACUCGGUGCUUUAAGUGCGAUUAACUUAGCAGGGGAUUGUUUACAGGGAAAGGGUUACUGGAUGUGCUGAAACUUUCUGCUGUGUUAAAGUUGGAGGCAUUUACUGUAUCUUGGGCUGCCCCACUGAUUCCAUUAGCAUGCAGGUGUGCAAAAA
Molecule: messenger RNA, 3417 nt
Organism: Nanorana parkeri
Lineage: Eukaryota; Metazoa; Chordata; Amphibia; Anura; Dicroglossidae
Gene: STIM2
Product: stromal interaction molecule 2
Exons: 15
Coding region: 1-2478 (825 amino acids)
Biological process (GO): store-operated calcium entry; activation of store-operated calcium channel activity; intracellular calcium ion homeostasis
Cellular component (GO): endoplasmic reticulum; plasma membrane
Molecular function (GO): protein binding; calcium channel regulator activity; calcium ion binding
Source: RefSeq, a predicted model, not a curated record